This is a messenger RNA of Penicillium atrosanguineum, 399 nucleotides long. Its product is annotated as cytochrome P450. Lineage: Eukaryota; Fungi; Ascomycota; Eurotiomycetes; Eurotiales; Aspergillaceae. The record is from RefSeq and is a predicted model, not a curated record. The coding region runs from base 1 to 399 and encodes 132 amino acids. The transcript has a single exon.
AUGCUAGCCCCAGGGCCAGCGGGCACGACUAUGAUCGGCGAGAGCAAUAUUGAAGCUGCCGCUCGACGCGGACUGGAAAAGCAGCGCCAGCACGACAACGCUAUGAAGUUUUCGAACAAAAUUCCCUCGACCGAUACCAACGCCAACACCUCCAACAAGACGUUACCCACAUACAAGUCAUCUACAGAGGACGAAUCGCAGGAACAACCACAGAGUCUGAAGGAUCAGCGCAAGAGGAACGGUCAAGCCCCGUCUCAACCAGAAUCCAAAGAUCCAUCGAAAUUGGAUUCUAUUGAAGGAUCAAGUCAAGAGCCAGCCCAAUCCCAGAGUGGGCUUCGCAGUAAAUGGCAACGCGUUUGCAGACGAUUUCAUGCUAAAAAUAUCCUAAAACAUCCAUGA